UCAAAAGGGAGCUUAUUCGAGAGAGGAGGUUUUGUUGAAUCAUUACAAACUAUGAAAUACUGUGUACAUUCAUGAUUCGUUUACUUGUAUAUAGCUUAUGCAUUAACUUAGCUAUUUUGUAAUGUAGCAAUGUUCUUUUUCUUAGCAGAAAUGACUGAAAACUGUGACAUGCACAGCGAGAACCAAGAAUAUGAUCCCGAAAAGGAGAAAGUCAUGGAUGGCCUUUACGCUCACAUGUGCUACUUUUCUCCGAAAGUCCUCUGCGGUGUUCGGGCCUCGAUUGCAGACCAGGAGAAGCGGUUUAAACUGCCAAUGAUCGAAAUCGUCACCAAAGAAACCCCAGAAUGCAUCAUGGCCAGUGUGAUAGUGAAUCAAACCGUUGUGGAGGAGCAAAAGAGGCACUGCUUUGAAAAGAUGUACAGCAGUAAAUUGGACGACACCUUAAACAUGCAAAUGGCCAUGCUGAACUUGGUCUUUCAGGCUCAGUGGAAGGAGUUUCCUAUGCAAGUCCAGAAAGGCGUUUACAAUAGAUUUGCAACAGCGCAAAUCAUACUGAAGAAAAUUGUGCCAUACCAGUGCUCAUUGGGUGAAGCUGAGCGAAUGGGCAUUUGCUGAUUGAAAUAUCACUCCGUUUGCUAUAGAGACAAAACUUGAUAGAUAGUUGAUAAAUAAAAAUAGUUACUUUAUUGAGUGCCUAUACCUCUUGAUAAUAUAUUAGAGCUUUAUAUAGGAAUUUUGUUGAUUAAAAUGGUUGA
This is a messenger RNA of Rhopilema esculentum, 755 nucleotides long. RefSeq lists its product as uncharacterized. The record is from RefSeq and is a predicted model, not a curated record. NCBI's taxonomy places the organism in Eukaryota, Metazoa, Cnidaria, Scyphozoa, Rhizostomeae, Rhizostomatidae.